Molecule: messenger RNA, 295 nt
Organism: Oppiella nova
Lineage: Eukaryota; Metazoa; Arthropoda; Arachnida; Sarcoptiformes; Oppiidae
Source: the annotation of a GenBank genome assembly
CAAUACACAGACACACAUCUUAUACACAAUACAAUUACUUCUAUCCCUCGGAUUUUUGGCAAAACUUUUUUUGAACACAACUUUUGGAUCGCGAUUCACGCACUGACUGUCUGUCUGUCACGGAUUGUCUCACGGGUUGAUCGCCAACACAAUGCUCGACGAAAGUACCGGUAAUUUCAGUUCAACGCGUAAUGUCUACGACUGGUACCAGACGGCCACUCACGUGAUCCUCAAUAUAAUGAUCAAAAACCUGAAGGAGAGUGACGUGAAGGUGAAGCUGAUCGACGAGACACUG